UUUUGCAGGUUAUUGUGUAUUUGCGAAGGAAGUUUCACUGUGUUUGUCUUCAAAGAAGAAAAUGUUUUGAGGUACCGAUUUUUAUAUGUUUCUCCCCAAAAAAAAGGGAAAACUUCUUUUGUAGUGUCAGUUUGCGGGAGGGACUCGGUUCUGUGUGAUUUUCCACUUUUUUCCGUUAUCCUUAUUUUGACGUCCGUGAGGGAAGAUUCGGGUUUUUCUUUUUGACGAGAAAAUGUUCUCGUCGAAAAAGAAAAAGAAAACUGUGAUUUCCGCGCCGACGAAUUUCCAACACCGGGUUCACACUGGUUUUGACCAGAACGAAGGGAAAUUCGUCGGUUUGCCGCCGCAAUGGCAGAAUCUUGUGGGCGCCAAUGCCGCCUUGAAGAACCGCCCUGCGCCGCUAGUGGAUCCGUCUGGAAUCACUCCCACGGAAGCCAUGGACUUGAAGACUGUCGUAAGAGGACCGAGCAAGAGUCGAGUUGGCGGCGGAGGCCCGGGCCAGCAGGGACAGCGACCAGUCGUGAAUAUUGCCAGGUCCAAUUCCCUGCGGUCGUCGAGCCCUCCGCCCAUGAUGCGCCAGCAGAACCUGGCCCGGAUCCCGGCUUCGGUGCCCGAGGAACCCGGCCAACCGCCUCCUACCCACUUGCAUCCCCAAAUGCAGCACAUGCAGCAUCAGCCCACGAGGCCACCGUUUCCCGGUGAUCCCGCCAGAUUUCGUUACCCGCCGCCAUUCCAUGCGCCGCCACAUCACCUCCGCCCUCAGUAUCCGAACGAGAAUCAACCUCAGCUUGCAGAUCAUCAAAAUAACAACAACGGCAGCAACGACACGCUGAUGCACGGCCAGCACAACCAUCUCCAUCACCACCAUCACCAGAUGUCACCGCAACAACAACAGCAACAGCAGCUAUUACUGCAACAACAAAUACACCACCAGUAUCCAUCACCGGGCCAGCAGACUCUAGUACAAAAAAAUCAUCUAUUCGAGAUCCACCAGGAUUCUGUUAAAGUUAUUCCCGUGAUUUGCAUUUUGUUUUCGAAACUUCAAAAAAAAAUUUCUGAAGUCUUUCAACGAGAAAUAAAAUUGACUCGAACAAUUCGUGAAUGUCCUGUUUUGUACACAUCAGGUCAGUACGUGGCAGUGAAAAAAAUGGAUCUGAGGAAGCAGCAGAGGCGUGAGCUGCUGUUCAAUGAAGUAGUCAUUAUGAGGGACUAUCAUCACCCGAAUAUUGUCAAAAUGUACGACUCUUACCUGGUGGGAGAUGAACUCUGGGUAGUCAUGGAAUACCUGGAAGGUGGAGCGCUCACAGACAUUGUAACCAGGGCCAGAAUGGACGAAGAACAAAUCGCGUCUGUUUGCAAACAGUGUCUCAAGGCAUUGGCCUAUUUACACUCGCAGGGAGUCAUUCACAGGGAUAUCAAGUCAGAUUCAAUACUGUUGGACACAGACGGAAGAGUGAAGCUAUCAGACUUUGGAUUUUGUGCCCAAGUUUCCCCGGAUUUGCCCAAAAGAAAGAGUUUAGUGGGCACGCCGUAUUGGAUGAGCCCAGAAGUGAUUUCCAGGUUGCCAUAUGGACCAGAGGUUGAUGUUUGGUCCCUCGGAAUCAUGGUGAUCGAGAUGGUGGACGGAGAGCCGCCGUUUUUCAACGAGCCGCCAUUGCAGGCCAUGCGGCGGAUCCGGGACAUGCCGCCGCCGAAGCUCAAGUGUCCGCAAAAGGUGUCGCCGCGAUUGCAGGGCUUUUUGGACAAGAUGCUGGUUAGAGACCCGGCCCAGAGGGCCACUGCCUUUGAGCUACUACAACAUCCGUUCUUGCGCCAAGCUGGCCCACCUUCCUCGCUGAUACCGCUGAUGAAAAGCUCCCGAUUGGACGGACAACCGAAUGAGUGACAAGGGUUUUUCUGUGUAAUUUUUGGCGUUCACUUCACCCUCCUUUCGAUUUUGAGUCUAGAAACCGUUUAUUUAUUUUAUUUUCGAAUGAUGCAUUUUGUGUUGCACGGAACCCCAUAUUUCAUCUUUCAGAACUGAACCCGUGCCUUUUCUGUAAAAGUUGUGUUUUUAUUCUUGUUGGAGAAGUGUUUUCGGCCUCCCAAUGAUUUUUCGAAGAAUUUAACGCUUCGAUUCCUAGAUUACUGUUUGAUUACCUUUGGAAUAAUUAAUGGAAGUACUGUACUUUAAUUCGGGGGGAAUUUUGAAUGAAAAAAAUGAAUGCAGUCGAAAUAAUUUUUCAAUCAUUUAAGAAAGGUUGGAACUUUGAAAGAAUUCCAAACUUGAGCAUUUCUUGGUUUCGGUUGACCAGGAAAACGAGAUUUAAAUCCUUGGUUUGAAAAAAUAUUUUUCUAUCGAGCGUGAAUCAACCAUUCGAUUUUUGCUACAUUGACCUCUGAAAAUGGAGUACUGUAUUCGCAAAAAUUCACAGGUGAUUAUAAUGUUGGUUACGAAAGAUUCAAAAAGUUUCCCUUUAAGAAUUUUUCAAGUGUUUUUAUGAAAUAUUUGAUUUCACUUCCUGAAAACGGAUUCUUCUUGAGCUUUUCCUGUGAAGUAUUUUGAGUGAUUUCUGAACUUCAAUGUCUCGUGAUCUUUUUUCUCAAUCUUUCUUACAUGGAAGUCGCAGCCAAUUUUUAUUGACUUGGAUAAGGACGAAGGCCAUUUUUGGUUUGAACGUGCUUCAGGGAAAAAAGUUUUUGUUUACAUUGUUUGCAAUUUUGGGUCACUUUAUUGCGGAAAUAUCUUAUUCGUGGCUUAGCUCGGGUAUUGAGACCGUCAGUUGAAUAUUUUUGUGUCAAAUUUAAUUUUUUGUUUUCGGGAGAGAAAAAUGGUUUUUCAUGGGUACCAAAAGAAUGAGGAAUAUCGAGAGUAACGAAGUAUCUGUCAAGAUUUUUGAUCUGACGCGUAUUUUACCCACGCAAGGAAAACGUGUAUUUUGACGAACUCAUUGUAAACUUUUUUUUUUUGGAUAUUUUCCAACAAGGAAAUUCGAAAUUUUUGGGGAGCAAAAAAAAGUGAAAUGAAGUGAUUUCUUGUCGCGUUGUUUUGAGGCUGGAUUGGUUGUAAAAAAAAAAAUAAUACUUUUUCGUGUUUUCCGUCCAAGAGAAGAAACGAGGGGAACAAAGAUAGGAGUAAUUUCACUCCAGACGUGUUUUUUUUAUUCAAAAUUUUGUUUCUCAAAACACGGUGCUGUUUGAACCGGAAAAAAAAAUUUUCGGAGCCACAUUGCCGUCCAAUUUUCUGUAAAUGCCAAAAAAAGUUAUACUCUUCCCUCCGCUGGAAAAUAAUUAUUGUUCGAGGAUCUUUUAUGUGGGAGUUAUGCUUUAUCAAGGAAGCCGCCAUUUUGUUUGUUGAUAUUUUUGAUUCGGGAUGUUUAUUUUGCGUGAGUGUUGAUGGACGUGACGCAGUCAAAAGCGCCCGGAAACAAAAAAUGAGCAUUCAUUUUGUUUUACAAUACCGGACGAGUACGUGGAGAAAGAUUACAAGGUAUUAUUGUAUGUCUGGA
Molecule: messenger RNA, 3488 nt
Organism: Notodromas monacha
Lineage: Eukaryota; Metazoa; Arthropoda; Ostracoda; Podocopida; Cyprididae
Source: the annotation of a GenBank genome assembly